Messenger RNA from Clonostachys rhizophaga, 1305 nucleotides. NCBI's taxonomy places the organism in Eukaryota, Fungi, Ascomycota, Sordariomycetes, Hypocreales, Bionectriaceae. The record is from the annotation of a GenBank genome assembly.
AUGGAAGACCAGUUCGGAGGCCGCACCGAUGACGAUCUCUUUUACGAUGACUUCGAGCCCGUCGAGAGUCAACCCGUAGUCACCCAAGAGACUGCACCACCGCCAGCUGCCCCAGUCCAGGAGACUCCUGCUCCGCAACCUGCGUCUAGCUCUGCCCCUCCAGCGACGGUGAAUCCAGCGCCAGCCAAGUCGGCGCCGAGAGGGCUCGCCUCCUCCCGCUACGCUGACUCUCCUGAACCCAAACCAUCCCCCGCCUCUGCGCCUAGAGAGCAGCAGCCAAAGUCGCAGCCAGAACCCGAGACCAAGCCCGAACCUCAGCCUGCGCCCCCGGAAGCUGAGAAGCCUCAAGCUUCCAAGCAGACCCAGGAACCUGAGCAGGCCCAGCCCCCUCAACCCGAGCCGUCUCAACCCCAGGAACCAUCACAGCCAAAGCACAAACCUCACCACCAGAAGCGCCAGAAGCCCGCCCCCAACAAUGGGCCGCCUGCCAGCGCGCCCACCGCCCCGAGGGACAAGUCCCACCGAUCAUCGGAGAAGGACUCCCAGGCGGCGGCACCGAAGGAAGCCCGGCUGCAGUCCGGCGCCAACCCCCGACAGAAGCUCACCGAGGCCGAGCUGACCGCCAAGAUGGAGCAGAUGAAGAUCGUCUCGGCCGAGAAGACGCGCAAGUUCGAGAAGGCCGAGCAGGACGAGAAGCAGCACGCCCAGGCCUACGCGCGGGGCAUGGAGGAGGCCCGCAAGAGGAAGGUGGAGGCCGAGGAGCGCCGGCGCCGGGGCGAGGAGAACCAGCGGAAGCUGAACGACGAGCGCGCCAAGAAUCGUGAGCGCAAGCUCAAGGCCAUGGGCAUGAAGGAGGGCGGCUGGGAUGAGGGCAAGGAGGCCAUGGCUGAGGAGGAAUCACGGAGAAGUUUCAAGGGUGCUAAUGGAGGCGUGAGGGGUACACGAAGUGGUGGUGGCCUCGGUGGCAGUCGAUAUGCGAGGGAGGGCGAGGAAACUCCAGAUGUAGAUCGAUUCCUGGACGACCGAGGCCGUGGCCGGCGGAGGGGAGGAGGAGGAGGAGGUCGGGGGCGCGGUGGUAAUGGCCGCGGGGGCCGGGGCGGCCAUGAAGCUGCUGGGGAGAGAGCUGCGGAAGUCAAGCAGUCGAUCCCCACCACGGACGACUUCCCUGCCCUCCCUUCGGAUGGUGUCAAGCAAGACCAACCCAAAUCAGUCCCCGGUCCAGCUCUUACCGCACUGCCAAAGCUGACCGGUGGGAAAUGGGAUGAUGAAAUGGCGGAUCUCGAUGCCGCCAACCAGAAGGCAUAA